CUCUCUCCGCAGCCUUCGGGCCGCGGCUCCGUUUCAGGACUCGGCCGUUGCGGCGGUCGCAACACGUGGCGCAGCGGGGUGGUCCCGCUGGCGGCAUGGCCGCGGCGGCCGAGGCCGGUGGCGGCAGCGGCAGCAGCAGCAGCAGCAGCCGCCACGAGAAGAGCCUGGGGCUGCUGACCACCAAGUUCGUGUCGCUGCUGCAGGAGGCCAAGGACGGCGUGCUAGACCUCAAAGCGGCUGCUGAUACCCUGGCUGUGAGGCAAAAGAGAAGGAUCUAUGAUAUCACCAACGUUUUGGAGGGGAUCGAUCUCAUUGAGAAGAAGUCAAAAAACAGCAUUCAGUGGAAAGGAGUAGGUGCUGGUUGCAAUACAAAAGAAGUCAUAGACAGGCUGAGAUAUCUAGAAGCUGAAAUUGAAGAUCUAGAGCUAAAAGAAAAAGAACUGGAUCAGCAGAAACUGUGGCUUCAACAAAGUAUCAAGAAUGUCAUGGAUGACUCUACAAACCACCAAUUUUCAUAUGUCACCCAUGAAGAUAUCUGCAACUGCUUCAAUGGAGACACACUUCUAGCAAUUCAAGCACCUUGUGGUACACAGUUAGAAGUACCUAUACCCGAAAUGGGACAGAAUGGACAGAAGAAAUACCAGAUCAAUCUUAAAAGUAGUUCAGGACCUAUCCAUGUGCUGCUUAUUAAUAAGGAAUCAAGCUCCUCCAAGCCCAUGGUGUUUCCAGUUCCUCCACCUGAUGACCUUGCACAGCCCCCAUCUCAACCUGCAGCUGCAUCAACUCCCCUUAAACCUGCUACAGCUCCUCAGAGUCCACCAGAGGAACACGAUCUGAACCAAGGACACGAGUUACCACAAACAUCAGAUGCAGACACAACAUCGGAGGGCUGUGUGCAGCAGAGCAGUACCACCUCAGCAGCUCCUUACUCCAGCCUUCCAGAGCCUGUGCUGUACCCCAGCCUUGCAGGGGAUGUCGCCCAAGGUACAAGUAGCUCCAACGACUACCAGGGCUUGCUGCCCCUGGAUGUUAACUGUAUUCUCAAGCCAAACUCAUUCGACAUAGCCAAGAUGGAGGAGCCCACAGGGAACAUCGGUGGGGAUAUCAUUGAUGAGCUCAUGUCUUCUGACGUUUUCCCUCUCUUACGACUCUCUCCUACUCCCGGAGAUGACUACAACUUUAACCUGGAUGAUAAUGAAGGAGUCUGUGAUCUCUUUGAUGUGCAGAUACUAAAUUAUUAGAUAUUGUGUCAACCAGACUACUUAUCUACCUCUAACUAUAACAUUCUAGACUUCUUCAUAACCUAAGUAUUUGAAUAAUGAAUGUAUAACUUCUUAGUUCACUGACUCUGGGAGUGUAUUUCCUUUUGCUUCCUUUACUUCACAAAACAAAUUCAACAACCAG
Molecule: messenger RNA, 1404 nt
Organism: Dryobates pubescens (Downy woodpecker)
Lineage: Eukaryota; Metazoa; Chordata; Aves; Piciformes; Picidae
Gene: E2F5
Product: E2F transcription factor 5
Exons: 9
Coding region: 96-1241 (381 amino acids)
Biological process (GO): regulation of transcription by RNA polymerase II
Cellular component (GO): RNA polymerase II transcription regulator complex
Molecular function (GO): protein dimerization activity; RNA polymerase II cis-regulatory region sequence-specific DNA binding; DNA-binding transcription factor activity, RNA polymerase II-specific
Source: RefSeq, a predicted model, not a curated record